UGCAAAACUAAAAACGGGAGUCCUCUUGGUGAAGUGAAGAAGACGAAGGAGUGAGUGGAAGACGAUGAAUUCGACGGUGUUCAAGGGAGCUAACGUCUUCAUGUCGCGGAAUCUGGUUCCGCCGGAGGACUUCGAUGCGCUUCACGAUACACUCAAGCGCAACGGAGCUCAGGUCUUCCUCUGCUGCGAUCCGUCCCGAAACGGCCCCUAUGACUUCCAUGUCAUCUCCUCAAUGGAUCAUGAGAAAUUCGAGGAUCUCCUGUCAAAAGGCUGUAAUUUGAUAGGUCCUCGUUGUAUUCGUUUCUGUGCGAAUGAAUGCAGGAAACUCCCCAGUAAAGGAUUUACAUGUUGUUUUGCAAUGGAAGGUGUCAAAGUACUGGCAUCUGGUUUUGCUGUGGAUGAAAAGUUAAAAAUCAGAAAGCUAGUGAAAGCAAUGGGAGGCGUUUUUCAAGAAAAAGCAUCAAUGGAUGUUAACAUUGUUAUUGUGAAGAAUGUUUUGGCUGCAAAAUACUGGUGGGCAGUAAACAUAUGGAAGAAAUCGAUUGUUAGUAUUACUUGGCUACACCAAUGUUGGAAGGAGCAUCACUUUCUUGCUCCAGAGUCAUUCAGGGUCCAACCUUUUUCUGGGCUAACCAUUAGUGUUACCAGGAUCCCUGCAGCAUGCCUUAAUGAGGAGUCCUAUCACAUUCAGGGUAGUUCUGCAUCAACUAGGAAUGCUGCAAGAAUGAAAAACCAACACAGCUUAGAGAGUGGUAUUCAAAGCGUGCAAAGUUUUUCCUCCACUGCAACAGUAUCAAAUUCUGAAGCUGUUUCAUUUGGACAUGCUGUGGAUUCAGACAUGGGGGGCACCUUUUUUCAGAACGCACCUUCAUUUUCAGAGGAACCCUUGUUUUCCAAAGAGGAAAGAAAUGAUCAUCCCAUCGAGAACCAAAAUUAUGAUGCUUUUACUGGUGAAUUUGUUGCUGGUGACUCUCAAACAGAUGAUAAUGAUUUAUACCUUUCAGAUUGUAGACUUCUAAUUGUUGGUUUUAGUGCAUCUGAAAUGCGAAAACUUGUGAAUAUGGUUCGUAAAGGUGGCGGUUCCCGUUAUAUGUAUUUCAGUGAGAAGUUGACACACAUAAUAGUUGGAUCUCCAUCGGAGAUUGAAAUCAAAGAAAUAAGAAACCUCUCAGCUUUGGGUGUAAUUCAUGUGGUGAAACCAGAUUGGCUUGCAGACUGUACAAGUCAAAAGAAAGAAGUUCCUGUGCUUCAGAAGCAUAUUGCUAGUGAUUUAUUUCUUCCCAGAGAACACAUUAAAUCCAAUAAAGGUGUUUUCGUGAGCAAUGCUAUUGCAAAGCAAGGAAAUUCAAGUGAAGGUGUUCAGUGCCACAAGGAUUUCGAAUCUGGAAACUCACUGAAGAAGAGUAAAGAAGUAGAAAACAUAAAUGACAAAGGAUCUUCACAGAUAGAAAUCGAACCUCAGUUCUGUACACUGAAUGGUAAAGAUAAGGCUAAGUCGCACACAAGUCUCAGUGGAGCAGACCGAGCAGUUGAUGAUAAAAAAACAUCGACUGUUUUUAAGGGAAAACGGUUUUGCUUUUCGAGCUGCUUCCCUGCUGAUCAGAGAGGUGACAUUAUACUGUGGGUAAAUCAAGGGGGAGGGGAGUUGGUGGAGGCUCAGAUUGAAACAGAUGUGCAUUUUGUUAUUGAACGCCAUGGUGUGAUGCGUUCCCAGACUGAUGCUGGUAUGACAUAUGUUUCAAGUCACUGGAUCAAGUCUUGUUUAGAGGAUGGGCGCUUGCUAGAUGUUGGCAGUCACAUUUGCUAUUCUCCACUUCCUUGUCAAGUACCUUUCCCUGCAUUUAAGAGCUUUCGUUUGGGUGUUUCACAGUACGAUGAAAAAGAAAAGAAGCUGCUAAGAAAUUUAUGCUUUAUUCUUGGAGCUAAGUUUGCUGAGAAAUUUUCUAGAAGGGCAACACAUUUAUUGUGUAAAUUCACUUGUGGCCAAAAGUAUGAGUUUGCUUGUAGGUUUGGUAUCCAACCUGUAACAUGUGAGUGGAUUUAUGAGUGUAUAAAACAGAACAAAGUUGUUGCUCCAGGUCCAUUUUAUCCAAAAGCAGUAACUUCUGAAAAUCAAGAAGCUGCAAUUUGUACAGCAAGCCAGUUUCCUACACAAGCUGCACAGAUGCUAUCAGAGGAUGUCUCCCAGCUUCAGAAUGAGUCCAAAGAACUUGAGACUAUGCACGAUGAAGCUUUUACCGCCAGAAGUGCUGUAAGAAAGGUACAUCCACCGUCGCGGCCACCGCCGCAGCCGCUAUUAUCCGCUCCUCUUGCUCUUAAUAUUUGCACCAGAGCUCCGGCUUUUGAAUUUGGCUCGCGGCGGAGAUGGAACAGCAGAGGCAUCUCGGUAUCGACCCGCGCCGGGACCAGCAGCUACAUCUUCGCUUUCGUUGUCCCCCUGUCUAUGCUUGCUUUCACCAUCCUCGCUUCCAUCCGCGUUGCAGAUGAGCUCGACCAGCAAUUCUUCGAAGAGUCUGUCGUCCUCCCUUUACUAGAGAUCGUCACCGUCGUCCUCUCUUCACUGGAGAUCGUCACUGUCGUCCUCCCUUCACAUGAUAUCGUCACUGCCGUCCUCCCUUCAGAGGAGAUCAUCUCUGCUGUCCUUCAUUGAUGCAGUCCUUGGAAAAUAGCUUUUGCAACAACUAGAUCUUUAUUCCCUCAGAAUAGAUCUGAUUCAUACAUGACGAAAAGAGAGAAAUGAAAAACAAAGUGCACACAAUCAAUCUCUUCAUCAAUU
Molecule: messenger RNA, 2776 nt
Organism: Cuscuta campestris
Lineage: Eukaryota; Viridiplantae; Streptophyta; Magnoliopsida; Solanales; Convolvulaceae
Source: the annotation of a GenBank genome assembly